Molecule: messenger RNA, 1755 nt
Organism: Ipomoea nil (Japanese morning glory)
Lineage: Eukaryota; Viridiplantae; Streptophyta; Magnoliopsida; Solanales; Convolvulaceae
Product: protein FAR1-RELATED SEQUENCE 5-like
Exons: 6
Coding region: 1-1755 (584 amino acids)
Biological process (GO): regulation of DNA-templated transcription
Source: RefSeq, a predicted model, not a curated record
AUGUGGUGUGCAGCUGAUGUUUUGCAAUUUGGUGGUGUUUGUGGAGAAGGCAGUGGUGGUGUUUAUGAUAACUCAACUGAUGUUUGUGGAGAAGGCAAUGGUGGUGUUUGUGAUGAAGGUAAUCCCACUGAUGUUGGUGUAGAAUGCAAUGGUGAUGGUUGCGAUGAAGGUAAUGUGACUGAUGUUGGAGUAGCAGGCAGUGGUGUGGGUUGUGAUGAAGAUUAUUUGGCUGAUGUGGGUGUACAAGGCAGUGUAUGUGUGUUGGAAACUUCUCCUGGGCUGACUAAGCAGCACUCAAUUCGGAAAGAUAGGGAUGGUGUUGCUGUGGAGAAGCACAUAGUAUGUAACCGUCAGGGUUAUAAGCAGAGGGUUUCUAGGGUUGCUAAAACUACUUUGGCGAGGAGACGGAGGGUGACAAAUAGGGUUGGUUGUAAGGCUAAGGUUGUGAUAAAGCGUAAGUCUAAUGGGUUUCUCGAUGCUGGGCACCAAAUGUUUAUUGCUAGUUGUGUUCGGGCAAAUAUUGGGUCUGUUCAGUCAUAUAGGCUGUUUAAAGAGAUUGUUGGUGAGUAUUCCAGUGUCGGGGCUACAGGUGUGGAUUUUAAGAAUUUCAAGCGUGACCAGAUGGCGUACAUUCUAAAUGAUGAUGCUCAAUUAUUCAUAGAUACGCUAUUUAAGAGACGUGAGUUGUGUGAGGCAUUUGAUUUUGAAUAUGAUGUUGAUGAAGGUGAUCAGCUUUCAAGGGUUUUUUGGGUGGAUGCAGUAUCUAGGAAGAAUUUUGCAUUGUUUGGUGAUGUUGUUUCAUUUGAUGCUGCAUACCGUACUAACAGGUAUAAGUUGGUGUUUGUUCCAUUUACUGGAAUUGAUAACCAUAAGAGAUCCAUCACCUUCGGUGCUGGUUUGCUCAUGAGGGAAGAUGUAGACUCAUAUGUGUGGCUUUUGGAGAAAUUUAAGAAAACUAUGUGUCAUGACCCUAUAUGUGGUGUUACUGAUCAAGAUCCAGCUCUCAAGGUUGCUGUUGCUCGCGUGUUUGGUACAUCAAAACAUAGAUUUUGCAUGUGGCAUAUAAUGUGCAAGGUUGGUGAGAAGGUUGGACCGAUUCUAUCUAAAGAUGAAGUGUUUAGGAGGAAGUUGAAUGGCAUUGUCUGGAACAAAUCACUGGACUCCAAGUCCUUUGAGGAGGCAUGGAGUUGUAUCAUGGAGGAAUAUGGUUUGGGUGACAAUGGUUGGUUUCAUUACUUGUUCGAGUCUCGUAGAUAUUGGGCAUCCCCAUAUUUUCACGACGAGUUUAUGUCAGGACUGACACCAUUGGCUUUGGAGAAGCAUGCAAUGGAUGUUUACACCAUUUCUGUAUUUUAUGAUGUUCAAGUAGAGAUUUGUGCAGCUUGUUAUUCGUGUCAAGUGGUGUCUUUGUGUGAUUGUGAUGUCCAUGUGUCAUAUGGGAUAAAAGAUGGUGCCCAACGGGCAUGGUAUGUGGUGUCUCGGUGGACAAAGGGUGCUUGUUUGAAGCCAAUAUUUCAUAUUAAUGAUACAAUUGUUGAUCAAUCUUCUAAAGUGGAGAAUGUUAGGAUUUUUACUAAUCUAUUGUGGUCUGACAUAUAUGCUUGCGUGGGCUUGGCUGAUGGUAAUAUAGAACGUUUGUCACAGCUACGACGUGUUAUUUGCGAGCAAAGACAAUUAUAUCUCCAAGAGGGGAGUGAGGAUGGCAGUGGGGUGGUGGCUGGUGGAGGAUCACGCACCUCCACUGUUGAACCCUAA